Messenger RNA from Dipodomys ordii (Ord's kangaroo rat), 1323 nucleotides. It is a transcript of the gene Gtf2f2, whose product is annotated as general transcription factor IIF, polypeptide 2, 30kDa. Gene Ontology annotation, cellular component: transcription factor TFIIF complex. The transcript has 8 exons. Gene Ontology annotation, biological process: transcription initiation at RNA polymerase II promoter; transcription by RNA polymerase II. The coding region runs from base 172 to 921 and encodes 249 amino acids. Lineage: Eukaryota; Metazoa; Chordata; Mammalia; Rodentia; Heteromyidae. The record is from RefSeq and is a predicted model, not a curated record.
CUCCUGGCAGCGUGUUCCUCUGUUCCCGACUUCCUUGUUUCCUGCUUAGGUGGUCGGCGCCGGCUUCUCCCGGCGUGCGGUGGCCGCCUGGGUCUCGGGGCGCUCGGCUCCCAGCCCUUCUUCUCCCGGGCCCUCUGCUCUGGCUGCCACGCCUCCGCUGGCGGCAGGCUCAUGGCCGAACGCGGGGAGCUCGAUCUGACGGGCGCCAAGCAGAACACGGGCGUGUGGCUGGUCAAGGUUCCUAAAUAUUUAUCACAGCAAUGGGCUAAAGCCCCUGGAAGAGGUGAAGUUGGAAAACUACGGAUUGCCAAGACUCAAGGAAGAACUGAGGUAUCAUUUACUCUGAAUGAGGAUCUUGCAAAUAUUCAUGAUAUUGGAGGGAAACCGGCUUCUGUCAGUGCUCCUAGAGAACAUCCAUUUGUCUUGCAAAGUGUUGGAGGACAAACAUUAACAGUGUUUACUGAGAGCUCAUCAGAUAAACUGUCAUUGGAAGGAAUAGUGGUACAGAGAGCCGAAUGCCGACCUGCUGCCAGUGAAAACUACAUGAGAUUAAAGAGAUUGCAAAUAGAAGAAUCUUCCAAACCCGUAAGGCUAUCACAACAACUAGACAAAGUUGUAACAACAAACUACAAGCCUGUUGCUAAUCAUCAAUACAAUAUUGAAUAUGAAAGGAAAAAAAAAGAAGACGGAAAGCGAGCUCGGGCUGACAAACAGCAUGUUCUCGACAUGCUGUUCUCAGCCUUCGAGAAACAUCAGUAUUAUAAUCUUAAGGAUUUGGUGGACAUCACAAAACAGCCUGUGGGAUACCUGAAAGAAAUCUUGAAAGAAAUCGGUAUUCAGAAUGUCAAAGGGAUCCACAAAAACACAUGGGAGCUGAAGCCGGAGUACAGACAUUACCAAGGAGAAGAAAAGAGUGACUGAGGACUUCCCCAGGGUGCUGAUGAGCAACUCAAGAGAGCGAUGCUGAGCAGGAAGUGUCCAGAUCUGUGCUUGAGCACUGUGUAAAUAGGAAUAAAAUGACUGGUACUCUCAUUUCUCCCAGUAAAUUUUUUAAUGUUUAUAAUUCUAUAAUGUUUCUUAAGUGUUUUUAAAUGUUAAAUUUUAAAGUGUAGCAUUAAGAAAUAUUUCCUGAAUGAAAAUUCUGACCUUCCUGCAUCUCUGAGAGACUCAGGUAAUACACAUCUGAAGUGUAUAAUACAGUAAGGAACAAAAGAUCAACAACAGAAACUUUAAAGAGCCAAAGUCCCCUUCUGUGGAACUGUUGAAGAACAAAACUGUUUCACAUUGAAAAAUACAGAAAUAAAGGAGAAUUUUCAACUAGCA